CAGGCAGCCCAGGACAGUGGCUUCCCUUUACCUUUCAGCUGCUGUAUGUUGCCGGGAAACUUCUAGGUCAGAGGCUAUUCAAGAAGCUGAUGAAGAUGACCUUCUAUGGGCACUUUGUAGCCGGUGAGGACCAGGAGUCCAUCCAGCCCUUGAUCCGGCACAACAAGGCCUUCGGCGUUGGCACCAUCCUGGACUACGGAGUGGAGGAGGACCUAGGCUCCGAGGAGGCUGAGCACAGGAAGAUGGAGUCCUGCACCUCACCUGCGGAGAGGGAUGGCAGUGGCACGAACAAGUGGGAGAAGCAAUACCAGGCCCACUGGGCCUUCGGGGACCGCAGACAUGGCGUCAUCAGUGCCUGCACCUACUUCUACGCCAACGAGGCCAAAUGCGACAGCCACAUGGAAACAUUGUUGAGCUGCAUCGAGGCCUCAGGUGCAGCCAACGACGACGACUUCUAAGCCAUUAAGCUCACGGCACUGGGGAGACCCCAGUUUCUGCUGCAGUUCUCAGACAGGCCGACCAAAUGGAGAUGCUUCUUUCACCAAAUGGCCGCGGAGCAAGGGCAGGUGGGCCUGGCUGCCAUGGACACCAAGCUGGAGGUGGCGGUGUUGCAGGAAAGCAUCACAAAGGUGGACAUCACAUCCAGGGCUGAGAUUGAGGACUGGUUCACAGCAGAGACCCUGGGAGUGUCUGGCACCGUGUACCUGCAGGACUGGAGCAGCCUCAUCGACAGCAGGACCAAGCUCUCCAAGCACCUGGUGGUCCCUAACGCACAGACAGGACAGCUGGAGCCCCUGCUGUCCCAGUUUACUGAGGAAGAGGAGCUGCAGAUGACAAGGAUGCUGCAGCAGAUGGGUAUCCUGGCCAAUAAAGCCACAGAGGUGGGUGUGCGGCUGAUGGUGGAUGCCGAGCAGACCUACUUCCAGCCCGCCAUCAGCCACCUGACGCAGGAGAUGCAGCGCAGGUUCAACGUGGAGAGGCCGCUCAUCUUCAGCACGCACCAGUGCUACCUCAAGGAUGCUUAUGACAAUGUGACCCUGGAUGUGGAGCUGGCUCGCCGUGAGGGCUGGUGUUUUGGGUCCAAGCUGGUGCGGGGCGCAUACAUGGCCCAGGAGCGAGCCCGUGCAGCAGAGAUCGGCUGUGAGGACCCCAUCAACCCCACGUACGAGGCCACUAACGCCAUGUACCACAGGUGCCUGGACCAUGUGUUAGAGGAGCUGAAGCAUAACACCAAGGCCAAGGUGAUGGUGGCCACCCACAACGAGGACUCAGUGCGCUUCACGCUGCGCAGGAUGGAGGAGCUGUGCCUGCAUCCUGCUGGCCACCAGGUGUAUUUUGGCCAGCUGCUGGGCAUGUGUGACCAGAUCAGUUUCCCGCUGGGCCAGGCCGGCUACCCUGUGUACAAGUAUGUGCCCUAUGGCCCGGUGAUGGACGUGCUGCCCUACCCAUUCCGCCACACCCUGGAGAACAGCAGCCUCAUGAAGGGCGCCCGUCGGGAGCGGCAGCUGCUGUGGCUGGAGCUCUUUCGGCGGCUCCGAACUGGCAGCUUCUUCCAUCGCCCCGCCUAGCACCCUCGAGCCCACCCUCGGCCUCCAGUCACCCCAGCUCUGGCCUCCAGGGACCCUCGCCCCUCCAGGCCAUCACCAUCCUCACACAGAUUCACCUUUUUUCACCCCACACUUCAGAGCUGCUGGAUGUGGGCCAGGUGCCUCCCAGCCCCGCCCAGGGUGUGGGCCGAACCUGAUACCUGCCUGAGAAAGCUGCUGGGAACUGUCUGGAACUCUCCUUGGAUGUGUGGGCCCAAGCCCUCACCUCCAUGACCCACAUGUCCUUGGACCUAGAGGACUGUCUGCCUUCUGCCAGGGCCAGCCCACAGAGCUUGAGCCCCUUGGGGACAGUGGCCGGGCUGGGGAGGCCUACCUGGUCAAUAAAACACUGUUCCU
Cebus imitator (Panamanian white-faced capuchin) is the source of this 1943-nucleotide messenger RNA. RefSeq names its product proline dehydrogenase 1, mitochondrial-like. NCBI's taxonomy places the organism in Eukaryota, Metazoa, Chordata, Mammalia, Primates, Cebidae. Gene Ontology annotation, molecular function: proline dehydrogenase activity; FAD binding. Gene Ontology annotation, cellular component: mitochondrion. The transcript is spliced from 13 exons. The record is from RefSeq and is a predicted model, not a curated record.